GCCAAUGGUCUCGUGGGAACGCUCUACUCCACAAUCCAGAAGGCUCUGCACGAACAGCGUGGCGGUGCUGUUGUGCGUGGAGCGUUCGGCGCUGUCUCUGCUGCUUCUCCUGUAGGACAACCCCUGGGACCAUCAUCGAAAAAAUCGUAUGCUGGAUCACCACAAGAGGAUCGACGCGCUGUUCCGGGCCAGAGCAAUGGGGCUGUUUCGCUCGUUUCUUCCAGCGGUGCGAUUGGUGGGGCGAUAUCGUCGCUCACUGGUACCGGACAGGGAGCGCUGGGUCGAUCGGAACAGCUCUUCACUGCGAAGCCCGGCGACCACCCAGGGGCCACCAGCUUGCUUACGCAACUGAAGAAGGAUUACGAGGAUGCAGUGGAGCGGGAUAUGAUCGAACACGAAGACGACCGCCGUUUGCUACCAACGCGGCCCGUUACGGGUGAUGUAGAUUUCAUGCGAGCAGUCGUAGAGCGCGCCGAAGAUGUGUCACUUCCACCACCGAUCUUAGCGCUGCAUCUGAAGAGGGGGAAAGCUUUCUUAGACCAUUUGAAUUUAUGAGCAAUUAUACAUAGGAAUACGAAUAAGAAUAUGCUGUAGUUGUUUUCCUUUUCUUGCACUUUUCUUUUCGUUUUCGACAUGGUGCCGUCCUCUAGUGUUGAUCCCUCGACUGACUUCUCCUCGGCAUCUCCUCAUUUUGCUACAAAUCGUAGUAUAAGUUCUUGUGAAGUUUUUUUAGGCUUCACAUUUGAUUAUCAGACCAAGAAUUGCCCAGAUGAUCCAUUUUUCGUAUAUUCUGGCGUGCCUCUUGUUUUUGAUUGGCGAUUCAUUUUUUCUAUUCACGGUUAAUAAAUCCAGAGGAUUUGGUUUUUAAUCGCCGAGUUAUGUUUCCUAUUCAGCGUUAAUAAAUCCGGAAGAGUAUGCAGAUUGCCAACUUUGCGUGCAUUUCAGUUUCGGAUCCCACGACAGGAAAACAGCGCAGCCGAUUUUUAUCUUCGGAGUGGACUGUGAAUGGAGCCAGGUCUUGCAAUGGGAGGUUUCGCGUGAUGAAGUCCUCGAGCGACAGAACUUAGAGGCAUUUCAUGUCACCUUCUUCCGAUUAUGGGCCGACCAGCGAGUGGAUAUCAUCUGCAGUCAGGAACUUCGAUUGCGUGAGGGGAACUUUGUCUACGAGUUGAAUGGCACAGAAAAGAAGCACAAGCUUAUUCAAGGCCUGGUCGAACUAGAGGCGCAAUUUCUUGGUGCACCGUGGCCUCUGAGACCGAAAAUCAACGUACUUACUUUUUUAAGAUAAACUACUCUGGCUGUGGAAACUCUUUCAGUCCUCCUCGCCUCGUUACUUUCCUCGUUGACAGGAGCAUGGGCAUGUUGAAACCCGCUAAAAGAACUAAGUGACUACAGAGAAAUACAAAUACUUGUUGUAUCUCGAUGAAGAAGUCUUAAAUUGUUUCAAUCAUCAACAUCUGCACCAGCCCGACGGGAGCUGUGAGGACUGGUGCUCCCAGCGGCUUCGCAACGACCGUUUGAGAAAAGCGUUUGACGAUUUGGAUGCUUUCGCGGAAAACGUUCAUCGCCACUUCAAGAAGCGGAUAGACUUUUACGCCGAAAAUGAAAACGGUGAGACCUAUCCUCUGUGCCAUUUCGUGCGACCACUUGCCGGUGGCCGUUGCCUCGACACGCCGUUGCAUGCUUUACGCUUCGUGGGGCUCUUUCCAAGCAAACGCGACGUGCUGUUCGAAAAGCGCAAUUGUAUCUGCUACCACUCCGCCGAACACAUCUUCACCCUCAACGAAGCGAGCGCGGUCGAAAAGUGCUUACUGCUUUGCGGCCUGUUCAAACACACGUGGAACAUGGAAGCUUAUGUGUGUCUCGGAACACGCGCAUCACUCUUCGCGGCUGCUGCGGGUAACGCACCUUCAUGCAUAAAUCUUCUUUCCAAAAGACUUGAAAUCGGCAUCAUCCUCAUCGUCCCUUCUUCGCCGUCGAGGAUACUUACACAGCUUGGUGAGUAUUUUUGCGACACAAAUAGAAGAUUAGUAAAGAACCUGCACCGCAUCAAAUAACACCACACCAGGUUCCAUGCGUGCUGGCAGCAAGCUCUCUACUCUAGCCGGUGAGACCGAGCAGUUCUGCUUUGUCUUGACUCGAGGCGUAGAGGAAGCCACGAUAUGGGACCCGCUUCGGUCGGAGCGCUACUUUGCUAGUGAUCCUGCUUCUAGGAUUCUCUCUGUCGACGUCGCCUUCAACGAUGAGUUCAUCUACGUCAACCCAAACGAAGCCUAUCCGGGAGCAGGCGAGUACACGUCAACAGCACACCACCUUUCUUCCAGUGGCGCUUCGCCAGAUGACGAUAUAAUCGAUGGCAUUGGCAGUAAAGCUGGCCCAGAAGAUCCUCUUCAUGAGGAGCAGCAGGGAAUAGCUACGGAAUGGGGAAGCAAACCGUCACAGCUACGCAAGCCUAGUAAUGCAGCAGCCAAAAGCGGUUCUGCGCCGGCAGCAGGCGGCGGUGGCAGUGCUACGACCCAGAAGGUGACGAAAGGUGCAGCUCCAGCAAUAAAGCGGAAACAACUUCUUGGCUACUUCAACAUCCGUGCCUGCUGGGUCGAGUUUCGAAAUCCUCUACCACAAAAACCGCCUCUAGAAGUCAAGUUUGGAGAUAGAUAUCUAUCGUCGUGGAACGUGGUGAACACUAGAUUCAGUGGAGGAGGUCGAACUAGCGGCGGCGGGAAAAAGAAAACAGCGAAUAGUACGAAGAAGAAGACAACCACCACUGGCACUGCGGAAGAGGCCGCCUGCGGCUCCAGUGCCACUUCGCCACCGUCCACAGCCCCGCAGAGCAGCGACGAGGACGAAGACGGCCUUGGCGCACCGAUACAGCCAGCACCACACCCUUUUUUGAAAAAGGGAAGUUCAAAGAACAAUAAGGAGCAAAAAAGUGUUAGCUCGUCUGCUUGGUUGAACAGCAACCGAAGCCGUCACGACAGAAGUUCUUCAUCGUCAGCGGACAACGUCAUGUCACGCGCGCAGUUGCUUUCGACCCAGCUGGAAGUUCCAGCACCACUGCAGCGUAGCACCCUCGGCAGCGGCAACGUGCGCAAUCAACAAGGGUACAUAGAAGAGCGCAUCGAGUCCGUCCUCCGUUUGCAGAUUGAACGGGCGUGCGGCGGUCCGGUUCCGUGGGACCGCGCGGUUGAAGCCCUCUUAGGCCUAGCACUGACCAACAGCGAGCAAGAGCGUGUCCAGUUGCAGAGCAGCGCUGCGCUCACUGUGUUUGACGAGAUGGCACAAGUGCAAUUCUGCGGCUCUGACGGAAAGGAAGAGAUGCUAGCGUUUCCGAUUCAGUUUAACAACUUGAGCUACGAAAAGUUCUGGCCGAUUAUGGUGGAAAACAGCACAGUGCAGAACAUGGUUGUAACCUACCGUAAUUUCAGCUACGACAGCCAGCGACCAGACCAUUUACCACCACGCAAUACUAAACAUAAGGCAAGAGGAGCAAAGCCAAUAAUGGGAGAAGACGCAUCCGUGUCCUCAACUCCUUCUAGAGUUCAAUUUGCACUUCGUUGUAAACUUUUCCUGUAUCCUGAGAAUGUCGUGGCCUGUUGGAUCAUGCUAGCACAAAAGGUAAGAAACUAGCCGUCAUGGACAACAUUGCCACCGGGUAAACUCAGUACUCCAACUUUCCUUUUUUUUAAGUAUUUCCAAAGCCAAAUAAGCUACUGCUACAUUAUAACUAUUGCAGAUCCCGAAGAUGAAACAGAAGGUCUCCAUAAUAUCGCUCUGGGUUCCUAUUGCUUUUAUGCUAGACUAGCGUCUCCGUUUCGCUUGUGUUCAACAUGCCUUUCACUGCAGUGUGCGUCAGCCGUGGAGGUUACGUAGUACCUAUGCUGCCC
Molecule: messenger RNA, 3884 nt
Organism: Amoebophrya sp. A25
Lineage: Eukaryota; Dinophyceae; Syndiniales; Amoebophryaceae
Source: the annotation of a GenBank genome assembly